This is a messenger RNA of Arvicola amphibius (Eurasian water vole), 8971 nucleotides long. It is a transcript of the gene Adgrf5, whose product is annotated as adhesion G protein-coupled receptor F5. The coding region runs from base 260 to 4369 and encodes 1369 amino acids. Gene Ontology annotation, cellular component: membrane. The record is from RefSeq and is a predicted model, not a curated record. Gene Ontology annotation, molecular function: G protein-coupled receptor activity. Gene Ontology annotation, biological process: cell surface receptor signaling pathway; G protein-coupled receptor signaling pathway. Lineage: Eukaryota; Metazoa; Chordata; Mammalia; Rodentia; Cricetidae. The transcript has 22 exons.
UCCAGCCACAGUGCCUCCCAGUUUCUUCCUGCACCGAGGGACAGCUCACAGUUCACCUCUGCCCUGAGUUCUGGAAACCUGGGAGUAUCUGAAGACUGAUCUGGAGAAACUCAACCCUCCUCAGGUUACCUGAAUGAAUGGACCGCCCUUAAGCUACACCUCCACUCAGAGCUCUGGGGGCAGAGCUUCCAUAUCGCAGUAGAUGUGAAAAGGCUUCCCACUGCUGAAGAGGAAGGCAAAACAACUCAAAUCUGAAGAAAUGAAAUUUCUAAGGACAGUCGCGUUCUGCUUCGUGCUUAUUGCGACGUGUUCUUCAGAAACGAUGUUGAGCGAGAGCAUUCAGCCCGUUGCUCGGCCCUUGAUUCUCCACGAACAUGACCUAGCGGGGGAAGAGCCAGUAAGGCAGAAACGAGCAGUUGCAGUGAGUGGUCCCGUGGAGGAAGAAUACACCGUGGAUGUUGAGAUCAGUUUUGAAAACAUCUCCUUCCUGGAGUCUGUCAAAGCUCACUUGAACAGCCUCAGUUUUCCAAUUCAAGGAAAUGGCACGGACCCAGCCACGGACAUCAUGAGCAUAGCAAUGACAACAGUCUGCACACCUGCUGGAAAUGACCUCUUGUGCUCCUGCGAGAAAGGCUAUGUGUGGCCCCGGGAAAGGUGUCUCCACAAUCUGACUUGUCAAGAGCAUGGUGGUGCCCUGUCAGGCCGCUCCUGCAGUUGUCUGAAAGGACUUCCUCCCCAGGGACCUUUCUGCCAGCUCUCUGAUGCAUAUAUUACCUUAAAAAUCAAAGUCAGACUGAACAUAGAAUUUCCAGAAGAACUCAAGAAUUCGUCCUCUGCCCUCUAUAGGUCCUACAAGACCGACCUGGAAAGAGCGUUCCGAGAGGGUUACAAAACUUUACCAGGCUUCAGAUCCGUGACCGUGACCCACUUCACCAAAGGCAGCGUGGUUGUGAACUUCGAGGCCCAGUUUAAAUCGUCACCGCUGCCCGGAUCAAUUCACAAAGCCAACGAGCAUGUCACACAGAACCUCAACCAGACCUACAGAAUGGACUACAGCUCCUUCCAAGGAACGCCGAGCAAUGAAACGAAGUUCACGGUUACACCGGAAGUCAUCUUCGAGGGAGACAGCGUAGUUCUGGAGUGUGAAAGUGAAAUCGUGUCCUCCAACACGUCUUGGUAUUACGGAGAGAAACGCUCCGAGAUCCAGAGCGGCGGCAGAUUCUCCAUCCACACCUCGGUCCUCAACAACAUGAGCUUGGUCUCGCGCCUCACCAUUUAUAACUUCACGAAGCGCGAUGCCGGUGAAUAUCGUUGCAAGCUGACAUUGGAUAUUUUUGAAUAUGGGGACACCAAAAGACUAGAUGUCACUCCCAUCCGGAUUCUGGCCAAGGAAGAAAGGAAGGUGGUGUGUGACAGCAACCCUAUCUCGUUGAACUGCUGCAGCGAGAACAUAGCCAACUGGAGCAAAAUUGAGUGGAAGCAGGAAGGGAAAAUAAAAAUUCUAGGGAUCCCAGAAACAGACCUCGACUCUAGCUGCAGCACUUACACCCUCAAGGCAGAUGGAACCCAGUGUCCUAGCGGGUCUUCUGGAACAACAGUCACCUACACGUGUGAGUUCGUCAGUCCCUACGGAGCCAGAGGCAGUAAGAACAUAGCUGUGACGUUCAUCUCUGUAGGAGAUAAUUCCAGCUACAAAGGGGAAGUGCCCGAGGUCCUAAGGCAUGUGAUGGAAGUGAGUACAGUUCAGAGCACCACCGCCAACAGCCUAGAAACAAGUAAAGCCCAGGAACAGCAAGCCAACCUAACAAUAACCCCGGACCCAAUUUCUGUUUCUGAGGGACAAAGCUUCUCUAUCUCAUGCAUCAGCGACGUGAGUAACUAUGAUGAGGUGUACUGGAACACUUCUGCUGGCAUUAAAAUCCACCCAAGGUUUUAUACCAUGAGCCGGCAAGGAGAUCGAGCAGAGUCGGUGCUGACGGUGAAGACCUCCACCAGGGAGUGGAAUGGAACCUACCACUGCAUAUUUAGAUACAAGAAUUCAUACAGUAUCGCCACCAAAGACGUCACCAUCCACCCACUACCUCUGGAGUCAGAUAUCAUGAUGGAUCCUUUGGAAGCCAGCGGCCUGUGCACCAGUUCCCAUCAGUUCAGGUGCUGCGUGGAAGAGGAGAAAGGGGAAGAGUACUCCGUCACUUUCCACGUCGAUUCCUCAGCUUUUCCUGCUGAGAGAGAAGUCAACGGUAGGCAAGCAUGCUACAAAUACAGCCUCCCAGCAAACUUCCUCCUGUGUCCCAAAAACAUCGACGUGUUUUGCCACUUUACCAACGCGGCCAACACCUCGGUCCGGAGCCCAUCAAUGAAGCUCACCCUUGUUCGGGGGGAGAAUAUCACAUGCCGGGAUCCUGUGAUUGGUAUUGGAGAGCCUGGGAAGGUCAUUCAGAAGCUGUGCCAAUUCUCAAAAGUUUCCAGAAGCCCUGGCCAGAUCAUCGGUGGGACCGUCACUUAUAAAUGUGUGGGCUCCCAGUGGAAGGAGGAGAAAAGAGGCUGCAUUUCAGCCCCAAUCAACACUUUGCUCCAGUUAGCCAAGGCUCUGAUCAAGAGCCCCUCCCAGGACCAGAAGCUCCCUACGUACCUGAGGGACCUUUCUGUUAGUGCUGGGAAGGAGGAAUGGGAUAUCCGCUCAUCUCCAGGAAGCCUGGGAGCCGUCAUCAGAAUCCUUGAUUUGCUCUCAACAAUUCCAACCCAAGUGAAUUCGGAAAUGAUGAGGGAUGUGCUUGCUACCAUUAAUGUCAUCUUAGACAAGUCCACCUUGAAGUCCUGGGAGAGGUUACUGCAGCAGCAGAGCAACCAGAGCUCCCAGUUCCUGCAUUCAGUGGAAAGGUUUACCAAAGCGCUACAGUUGGGAGACAACACCCCUCCGUUCCUCUUCCACCCUAACGUUCAGAUGAAGAGCAUGGUAGUAAGACGUGGACACCCUCAGAUCUACCAGCAGAAGUUUGUCUUCACAGACUCUGACUUGUGGGGCGAUGUCGCCAUUGAUGAGUGCCAGCUGGGAAACUUGCAACCCGACUCAUCUAUUGUCACUGUGGCCUUCCCAACCCUCAAAGCCAUCCUUGCCAAGGAUGGACAGGAAAAGGCAUCUUCCAACAGCUUGGUGAUGACUACUACUGUCAGCCACAGCAUCAUCAAGCCCUUUAGGAUUUCCAUGACUUUCAAGAACAACCAUCGUUCAGGUGGCAAGCCGCAGUGUGUCUUCUGGAACUUCAGCCUCGCCAACUACACAGGGGGCUGGGACAGCAGUGGGUGUUCUAUGGAGGAUGAUGGCAGGGACAAUAGGGACUGGGUCUUCUGCAAGUGUAACCACCUGACGUCAUUCUCCAUCCUCAUGUCCCCAGACUCCCCAGAUCCAGGAUCCCUCCUAAAAGUACUUCUGGAUAUCAUUUCUUACAUUGGGCUGGGGUUUUCCAUCUUCAGCUUAGCGGCCUGUAUAGUUGUAGAAGCCAUGGUGUGGAAAUCAGUGACCAAGAACCGAACUUCCUAUAUGCGCCACAUCUGCAUAGUCAACAUCGCUUUUUGCCUUCUGAUUGCUGACAUCUGGUUCAUUGUGGCUAGUGCGAUCCACGACGGCCACUACCCACUCAACGAAACAGCCUGCGUGGCCGCCACCUUCUUCAUUCACUUCUUCUACCUCAGCGUCUUCUUCUGGAUGCUAACACUGGGCCUCAUGCUCUUCUACCGUCUGAUCUUCAUUCUACAUGAUGCCAGCAAGUCCACCCAGAAAGCCAUUGCCUUUUCCCUCGGCUACGGCUGCCCCCUCAUCAUCUCAUCCAUCACAGUGGGGGUCACGCAGCCACAGGAAGUCUACAUGAGGAAGAAUGCAUGCUGGCUCAACUGGGAGGACACCAGAGCCCUCCUGGCGUUUGCCAUCCCCGCACUGGUCAUUGUGGUGGUGAACGUGAGCAUCACAGUUGUGGUCAUCACCAAGAUCCUGAGGCCUUCUGUUGGAGACAAGCCUGGCAAGCAGGAGAAGAGCAGCCUGUUUCAGAUCAGCAAGAGCAUCGGGGUCCUCACGCCUCUCUUAGGGCUCACUUGGGGUUUCGGUCUCGCCACAGUGAUCCAGGGGAGCAGUGCCGUGUUCCACAUCAUCUUCACCCUGCUCAAUGCCUUCCAGGGGCUCUUCAUCUUACUCUUCGGCUGCCUCUGGGAUCAGAAGGUGCAGGAAGCUUUGCUGAAUAAGUUUUCAUUGUCAAGAUGGUCUUCUCAGCACUCAAAGUCAACAUCCCUGGGUUCAUCUACACCCGUGUUUUCUAUGAGUUCUCCGAUAUCCAGAAGAUUUAAUAAUCUUUUUGGUAAAACAGGAACAUUAUAACGUUUCCACCCCAGAAACAACAGUUCUUCUGUGGAAAAUUCAUCUAGUGCUUACUCACUGCUCAACUAGGACCAGACAAAGCCAAAUCCACAGGGACCCGCUCAGAAACGGGGCGUGUGCCGAGAAAAAGGACCCCAUCCAAAUCUGUGGGUAACGUGUUCUCUCUGCAGACUUCUGCAGCAGAUACUGAGAGAUUUUUUUCAGUAAAGAAGACGCUUUUCUUCUGUAAGGACAGACCUAAAGCAAUUGCCAUGUUUAUUUUUGUUCCCACCUUCAUCUGUUGUGUAAUGCCAACUAUGUAUAGUAUUUAAAAGAAACCCCACAAGGCCCAACUUUUCUAUAUGUAUUGUAAAUAGAAUUUUGAAGAGAGUUUUUCAGCCCACCCUAACCCACCCCACCCCACCCCGUUGGCUACCAAGAUGAGUGUUGACUGGAGUUGUAAGUAAAAGCCAGUACUCAGGAGUUCAGUGGAUUCGAGGAAGGAGAGAAGAAAGGUAGGAGGAAGGAAGGAAGGAAGGAAGGAAGGAAGGAAGGAAGGAAGGAAGGAAGGAAGGAAGGAAGGACGGAAGGAUGCCGUUGAAAAACAUUAGGGAGUACAUUGUAGGUUUCUACAUCAAGGUCUAAUAUGAUCACACAGAUGCCACAGCACUGAGAAUGAAAAUAUCUGGCUCAAAAAUGGACAAUCAGAUGAAGUUAUGGUGGGCAAGCAUAGCAUAUUUCUUGAUAUUUCCCUAGUUAAAAGGGUAAACUCCAGGGAAGAGGAGAGAAAUAGGAAGGGCAUCAUGCCACGAGGAUGCUUCUGGCUGGCUGGUAUUAUCUACAAGCAAUGCACCCAAGGAGACACAUGCUCACGACAAGGACAUGCAUAUGAACCUUUGCAGGACAAGGCCUGAGCAAAGAUUGGAUGUACACACGUAGGAACUAUGAACAGCAACAUCGAUCAGAUUCAAGUAAGGAUUCAUCUCUCAUGGUUUGUCAGGAAAGCACGUGUGUUAGUUUGUUUGACAUUUCGAAGGCAACACAUGUAUAUGUAUAUAUAUUAUACCCAGUUAUUGACAAAUUUGUUGUAUUGCACUGGACUCAGACUCCCGUAUCUGUCUUACCUGUAACAGCUUUAACCAGGUACUUUCUGUGCAUUCUAGAAUAGACUUUAAUGACUGUGUAGCAUGUACGUUUCUAUUAUUGUGGUUGUGACAUCAUCAUGGCUGUGGCGAUGAUGGCCCUUGAUGUGCUUUGCUGUAUCACUUGAUGGCCCCUUGAUGUGCUAGCUGUGUACUGUCCCUUGCCAGUCUUCUAAGUGCCCAGGCCAAUACACAUUCAGAGCUCCUCUGGUCUGUUCUGUGUUCAUGACAGCCACUUGGACGGCUUCUGGAGGACGAGCGUACACGGCUCUUCUGUGCCCCCAGCCACACUUCACUUUGAUAAGCAAAUGGCAGACCCCCCCCCCCCAGGAUUAGUUUGUGAAUUCACGCCCGUGUGGUUUUUGUAUGUGUGUCUCUCAAAAAUACAGAUAUUUAUUAAAACUGCAUCCAUGUUAGAGCACACCAUGUUCAGUACCCCAGAGCAAUCAUACAUGUUUAUACAUGUCCAGGGGAAACCACAGAGGAACAGUGGCAGUAAGAAACAGGGACUUGGUAAAUUUCUCCUUGCUGUAGAAAGAUGCUGUAUCAAAAGGAACUUCAGGGAGAUGCGGUUCGUUUUGGCUUCUACUUCAGAGCACAGUCUGUUGCACUGGGGAAAGCAUGGUUGGGGAACAUGAAGCCAGCCCACCACACUGCCUUGGCAGUCGGGAAAUAAAGAACAGGAAGUGGGACAAGGUCUAUGACCUCUCACAGCCCUCCCCCAGUGUGAUACACUUCCUCUAGCCCGGCCCCACUCCUAAGGUUCUUCUAAUCUUCCCAAACAGCACCCAACAAUGAGGGGGGGAGGGGUGGGGCAAGGAUUCAAAUACGGAGCCUAUAGAGGAUAUUUCACGUUCAACAACAAAUAUCAGGCUUCUCAGGGUGGGUGGGCAGUGUUGGGUUUUUAAGGAAUGAGAGCCGCUGUGUGCCCCUUCAAUAGAAAGACAGCAGAGAGAGUCUGAGCUCUAGCCAUCAUUUAUUGACUUAGAAUUCUGAAAGUUUUAUUUUUAAUAAACACUUUAAAAACUCUUCCUUUUAGCUCUAAGGUUGAAUUUUACUUCUCUGUUCUUCACAGAGACAGAAAUAUGGGACAAAAUUCCUUCCGUUGAGUUCUGUCUCUAUACAAGUGCCACAGGUAUCUGUUCCCACAGGCCUUUCCCAGCCCUAAUGGAUAAUCAUUAAAGUCCUUACAGGAAAGAAAUGUUGAUGUGCAAACACGGGUGAGUUCUCCAGGGAGUCUCCGAAGCAGGACAGAGUUCAAUAGAGAGAAAACAGAGACGAGUCUGUACUAUAUAAGGCAUCCUUUGGAUUAGAAUCGGUUGUUAGAGAAAGAACAGCUUGGAUUCAUUCAGCUCCUUGGAGUUCUGAGCAGGGCUACUGCACAGCACACAGCUCUGAGCAGGGCUACUGCACAGAAUGGCAUUGCAGCCUUGACGUAAGGGAGGCACAGCACCAGGAAAGGUGCAGAAGUCGGAGGAACGCUGAACUUUGGCCCUCUUCACUGGUGCCCCUUGGGAGCCAUUGGCCUUGACCUUGUGAAGAAAACCUCCAUAACAGCGUAAUAGCAGGAACUUCCAGCUGAAUUCCAUAGGAUGUGACUCUGGCCCUCUGCCCAUGUUCAUUCACAGGGACACGUUCCCCCGUUGCCAGCGCGCAUGCUCAGACUCUAAUGGACACACAAAUUCAUACACAGACCCCACACUCUGACAUAGGCAGACACAGACACGCACACACACCUGCACACUCAUAUGGACACACAUCAACACCCAAACACACAGGCACACCUGUACAGAUAUUUUUGUAAGAGCUGCCACACAUCUCUGCCCCAACUGAAUGGCUCAUUAUUCAGAAUUCCCUAAGGAAGUUUGUUAGUGUGUAAACGCAAGAUUCAGCAGGGGACUUUCAUCUUUGGGCCGACAUUUACACAUUCAUAGCAACCUGAGCGCACACAUACACAUUCACAUCAACCUGAGCACACACAUAGACAUUCACACCAACCUGAGCACACACAUAGAAUUCACACCAACCUGAGCACACACACAAUUCACACCAACCUGAGCACACACAUAGACAUUCACACCAACCUGAGCACACACAUACACAUUCACACCAACUUGAGCACACACAUAGACAUUCACACCAACCUGAGCACACCACAAUACAUAUUCACUCCAACCUGAGCACACACAAAGGUCCCUCAGUCUCCUCAAGACACAGCACUGGAUUCCAGAAGAUGUGGCUGGAGAUACGGCUCGAUGGUUGGGAAUGUGUACCUGCCCUCUUACAGAGGAAUCUCAAGUUCGGCUCCCAGCACCCACGUUGGGCAGCUCCCCACCACCUGUAAUUCCAGCUGGAGGGAGUCUGCUGCCCUCCUCUUGACUUUGGGGGGGGCACUUACAGUGCCUAUCCUCCUCCCUGGCACACGUGUUUACACAUAAUUAAAGUUGCAAAAAUAAAUUCCAGAAGAUGUAUGUGACCAACGCCGAAGGUGCACUUGGUGGUUUUUCUGCUCACGGUCCCCCGCUGGCAUUUCGAAGCAAUACUACAAGUAAAGCGUAGUAUGCAAAAUUGCAAAAGAUGGAAGCACGCAAUACACGUUGUAUUGCGUGAAAGCCAGAGCCUGCACCCAGUUCUGCAGCAGCAGCAGCACGAACUGUGGCAGAGGAGUUGUCAGUGACUUGGGCGCCACGUGAAGCCUGUUCACUUGCUAAGAGAGCGCCCCCUCCUUCCGCGUUCUCCGUGUCUUUUAUUGUGUAAUGUAAUUCUUGUGCGCUCCAGCUUUCUUUCCAAAAUGGGACUUUCCACUAAGGGCAGGUUUCUUGCAAAAAGAUUUAUGCUAAUGUUUCAGGGGUUGUGGAACUGGAGGACCCAAAAUCACACAAUUAAUACACAGCAAUGUUGUGAGGGAUUGCUAUAGGUGUCACUCAGCAUCUCUCAGGAAGAAACGAAGGAAUGCCAUGGGAAGCCAGAGCCUUUUGUAACUUGUGCGGGGCCCUCCUGAGAGGUCUGUGUCAGAAGGAAAUGUACACGGAGAUAAGAAAGAAUACAGCAGUCAGUCAGCGUGGAGGGAGGGAGACACGGGGUGGGGGGGCUAAUCCCAGGCGAGUGGAGCAGAAAGUCGCAGCCAGCUAGGAUAGGAAGACAGAAGAAAAUCACACGAGCUGUUUAUGCAGGGAGAAAGUGUUUAAUCUGUGGCUGGCAUGUAGAGGUGCCUUGAUAAGGGGCCCUUUCACCCCAAAGAGAGAGCCAGUGAUCAGGGGCCAAUAGAAACCAGGUUCCUUGAGCAUCCACAAGGGAGGAGCCUAGAGCAGACAUCCAUUUCUUACUGAUUUUUAAGGACAAGAGAAAUAGCAUUUCUGUCGCAAUCAGAUGCCAUGGGUUUCUAGAAUUAUGACUCAGAGUUUAAAACCAUGUCCUGCUAAUACAUCAGUGUAUACCGAUGGUGUCUUUCCUGGUAAUAAAAUAGCUAAUGAUUCACCGA